AUGUACUUCUUAGCUCAUCAAAGCAUUGUUCAAAUCCUCAUUGUAUUGGUUUCCGUUCUGCUCGCCUUGGUCCACGCAUUGCCUUUGGAAAGACGCGCCGAAAACAUCAACAUCAAGGUGACAUCAAGCUCCCAGUUCUGCUCGUACCUGCCACCUUCUCCUGGUGAGGAGAUUGCCCAUGCUGAAGGCAGCGCUGUUCCCUUUUGCACCAGCAAGCAAGCUUCAGGCACACGUCAGUUCCCGUCUGGAUUCAUCACAUCUGCUCAUUUCAAAUCGACUUCCACUUACUCUCAAGUUACCGGCCGUAUUGACCGUACCAGAUAUCAGCUGUCAUCGUCGGAUGAAGGAGGACAGUAUGAUAACAAGAAUGAGAUUGGUGGAACUUGCAAUGGUUGGAGCCACUGGGUUAACCUGGUAGAACCAUCGGACAACAUCUUUUGCAUCCGUUGCUGCAAGAACUCCUCUGAUUGUAAUCUGGGCCGCUCUGAAUACGGUUGCCAGAGCAUCGUUCCUGGCGAUUACAGCUAA
Molecule: messenger RNA, 528 nt
Organism: Zychaea mexicana
Lineage: Eukaryota; Fungi; Mucoromycota; Mucoromycetes; Mucorales; Lichtheimiaceae
Exons: 2
Coding region: 1-528 (175 amino acids)
Source: RefSeq, a predicted model, not a curated record